UAAAUGGUCGUCCACAAUUAUGUGAGUAGAAAUUGCGCUUCAUGAUUUUUCAAAUUCAAAUUAUUUGCAGUGACACAUAAUUAUUUUCCAUAAAAACGAUGAACGUGCUCUACUUUGUGUAUUGCUUUGCUAUUUUGAAUAGCAAAUCAAUAUUUUCGAAUGCUAAUCCACUCAUGGGAUACAACAUCGAAUAUGUCGAAGCUCGUGAGUUGGAUUUCAUAGUCUCAAUAAGUAAGAAAUAUCAUCCAGGUUCCUACGAAGAAGACAGUCACAUUUGUGGUGGAGUGCUGAUAACUACUAGACAUGUUAUAACAUCAGCACAUUGCAAAUGUGAACGAGCUGUUGAACUUGAUUAUUACACCGUUAAAAUUGGACAUGAUUUACGAAAUCCGAAAGCUAAUUACAGUAUUGAAUCAUGGAUAAACUUCAAAAAAUGUUGUUGCCCUUUGUUCAAACGACAAAAUAUAUGCAAUGAUAUAGCUGUACUUAGGUUAUCAGAAGAUAUACGUUCGAAACUAACUAGAGAAAUAGAAUUCCCAGUACUAAAUUAUUCACCAAUCGAUCAAUUUUACCAUAAAACUGUUUUGACUGCUGGCUGGGGUAUCGUAAAUUCUUUGGUUCAUCCACGAAUGAUGCAGAAAACAGUGAUGAGAACAAUAACUAAGGAAGAGUGUCAGAGGAACAUUGACAAUGCUCCAAAAGUCCCGAAUUCAAAUGGACGCACACGGGAGAGAUAUAUUGUGAAAAGUCAUGUCCUUUGUAGUAAUGGUAACCCAAUACCCGGAAGAAUACCCUACACAUCGCUUGGAAGCGGCGACAGCGGCAGUCCUCUUAUCUUCAGAAACAAUCAGAUAAUUGCUAUUAACCAAGCUAGUGUUCCAGUGGAAGGUGCUCCUUACGUUGCGUAUGAGCAAACAGUGCAUGUUGUUCUUAAACCUUAUCGGAGAUUCAUUGAAAAUCAAUUAGCAGAGAGAAGAAACGGUGGAUGUUUCGGAACAAACUAAAUUUUUAUGCGUUUUCAAGAAUUAUUACAAGUGUAUAUUUGUAAAAUUUUAACUUGAACGAGGAGUUGAUGUUGGUAAAAGUUAUAAUUUUGUCAACACGCAGAGAAAACAAAACAAGAAAACGCAAAAAUUUGCUUAAACAAACAA
Messenger RNA from Phymastichus coffea, 1151 nucleotides. Its product is annotated as kallikrein-7-like. Gene Ontology annotation, molecular function: serine-type endopeptidase activity. The coding region runs from base 99 to 1004 and encodes 301 amino acids. The transcript is spliced from 4 exons. Gene Ontology annotation, biological process: proteolysis. NCBI's taxonomy places the organism in Eukaryota, Metazoa, Arthropoda, Insecta, Hymenoptera, Eulophidae. The record is from RefSeq and is a predicted model, not a curated record.